CGCUGUCAGAGUCCUCCUGAUGCACAUAUAGGCGUUUUAGAGCGGACGAUCUUGACGCGCCCUCCAUCGCCAAAUCCCAAAGACGGGAUUGAGAAAAAAAUCACCGCCGUCACGCGGCUUGCUGGAUGUGUUGCCUCUGGAAGUUCGGCAGGCCAUCUGGAAAGACGUUCUUGGGGGCCACACUUUUCAUCUCUCGAUCUUGGUUAAGUAUAAAACCAUAGGUCCGGAGGGCCGCCGCUUCGAAGGAGCGUGUUGUGUAUCCUCAGAUCCGUUAACAUGCAGUGAAGGGAGUGAGCCGAGGAGAUUGCUAUCAAUGUUGCUGUCUAGCAAACAAAUCUAUUCAGAAGCCAUCGAUUAUCUCUAUUCUGCCAACACAUUUGUGACCUUGUAUGUUGGCGUUAUGCUAUAUCUUCCAUUGUUCAUUCUCCCACAAAGCGUCAACACCAUUCGGACGCUUACCUUUUACUGGCGGAAUCUUCCACCCCAUAUUUUAUCGAAUGAUUCCGG
This is a messenger RNA of Hyaloscypha bicolor E, 507 nucleotides long. RefSeq lists its product as uncharacterized. The annotation marks the transcript as partial. The transcript is spliced from 3 exons. Lineage: Eukaryota; Fungi; Ascomycota; Leotiomycetes; Helotiales; Hyaloscyphaceae. The record is from RefSeq and is a predicted model, not a curated record.